Budorcas taxicolor (takin) is the source of this 2763-nucleotide messenger RNA. It is a transcript of the gene AGBL3, whose product is annotated as AGBL carboxypeptidase 3. The transcript is spliced from 16 exons. The coding region runs from base 1 to 2763 and encodes 920 amino acids. The record is from RefSeq and is a predicted model, not a curated record. Gene Ontology annotation, molecular function: metallocarboxypeptidase activity; zinc ion binding. NCBI's taxonomy places the organism in Eukaryota, Metazoa, Chordata, Mammalia, Artiodactyla, Bovidae. Gene Ontology annotation, biological process: proteolysis.
AUGUCAGAAGAUUCAGAAAAGGAAGACUAUUCAGACAGAACAAUCAGUGAUGAAGAUGAAUCAGAUGAGGAUACCUUUAUGAAGUUUGUAAAUGAAGACAUCCAUCAAUGUGCACUUUUAACAGCUGACUCUAUUAGUGACCCAUUUUUCCCCCGGACUACACAGAUACUAUUGGAAUAUCAGCUAGGGAGAUGGGUGCCACGUCUUCGUAAACCACGAGAUUUAUAUGGUGUCUCGUCUUCUGGUCCGCUGAGCCCAACACGGUGGCCAUACCACUGUGAGGUCAUUGAUGAAAAAAUCGAACAUAUUGAUUGGACCCCUUCGAAUCCUGAGCCAAUGUACAUCCCCACGGGCCUGGAGAUGGAACCCCUUUAUGCAAACUCCAAGGAAGAAACUGUGGUUUAUCUAGCUGAAGAUGCCUACAAAGAGCCGUGUUUUGUGUAUUCCCGAGUUGGGGGCAACCGGACACCCUUGAAGCAGCCUGUGGAUAACUGUGACGAUACUUUGAUGUUUGAAGCAAGGUUUGAGAGUGGUAAUCUACAGAAGGUAGUCAAAGUGGCAGAAUAUGAAUAUCAGCUGACUGUGCGACCUGACCUGUUCACAAAUAAACACACCCAGUGGUACUAUUUCCAAGUCACUAAUACUCAAGCAGGAAUAGUCUACAGAUUCACUAUUAUCAAUUUCACCAAGCCUGCUAGUCUUUAUAAUCGGGGUAUGCGCCCACUGUUUUAUUCUGAGAAAGAGGCCAGCGCUCAUCAUAUUGGCUGGCAGAGAAUAGGAGACCAAAUCAAGUAUUAUAGAAACAACCAGGGGCAAGAUAGGCACCAUCAUUUUUCACUUACAUGGACAUUUCAAUUUCCACACAGUAAAGAUACCUGCUACUUUGCUCACUGCUAUCCGUACACUUACACAAACCUGCAAGAAUACCUGUCUGGCAUCAAUAAUGACCCAGUACGGUCAAAGUUUUGUAAAAUACGUGUCUUGUGCCACACAAUUGCUAGGAACAUGGUGUAUAUUUUAACAAUUACUACCCCCUUGAAGAACAGUGAGUCAAGAAAGCGGAAGGCCGUGAUUCUGACUGCAAGGGUACAUCCAGGAGAAACCAACAGCUCUUGGAUCAUGAAAGGCUUCCUAGAUUAUAUUUUAGGAAACUCAAGUGAUGCAAAGUUGCUUCGGGACACGUUCGUCUUCAAGGUGGUACCCAUGCUGAAUCCAGAUGGUGUGAUUGUAGGAAAUUAUCGGUGUUCCUUAGCUGGACGGGAUUUAAACCGUAACUAUACAUCUCUCCUGAAGGAAUCAUUUCCUUCUGUCUGGUAUACCCGGAACAUGAUCCGGAGAUUGAUGGAGAAACGAGAGGUUAUUUUGUAUUGUGACCUUCAUGGCCAUAGCAAGAAAGAGAACAUAUUCAUGUAUGGCUGUGAUGGUAGUGAUAGAUGUAAAGCAUUAUACUUACAGCAACGAAUCUUUCCACUUAUGCUGAGCAAAAAUUGUCCAGAUAAAUUUUCAUUCUCAUCCUGCAAGUUUAAUAUUCAAAAGAGCAAAGAGGGAACAGGAAGGGUGGUGAUGUGGAAAAUGGGGAUCAGGAACAGCUUCACCAUGGAGGCCACUUUUUGUGGAUCUACUCUGGGUAAUAAAAGAGGCACUCAUUUCAACACGAAAGACCUGGAGUCAAUGGGAUAUCACUUUUGUGACUCUCUCUUGGACUACUGUGAUCCAGACCGAACCAAGUAUUAUCAGUGCCUGAAAGAAUUAGAAGAAAUGGAGAAACAUAUAAGCUUGGAAAAAGUCAUUGAUGAUUCAGAUACUUCUCUGAAAGAAAUUACAUUGGAUCUAGAGACUAGUAGCCAUGCCUCUGACAGUUCAGAAUCCAAUGACUCUCAGACUGAUCUUCUCAAGUUAAAUUCUCAGAUAAAAACCAAGAAAAAACAACUAAAAACAAAGAAGGAAAGAAACUCUACCAUAGAAAGACAUCAAAACAUCAGAGAAGAGCAAGAGGUUUGUGAUAAAGGACAUUUAGUUCAAGGACACAAAGAAUCAGAUUCUGAUGUGACAGAUACAAGACCUUCCAUAUCAGAUGACUGUAUAUUUGAUUAUUUCAGAAGACAGCUCCCUAAUCAAGAUCUGCAUUACAACUUAAAAAGCAAUAUGAAAGAAUGUCCAUCUUUCCAAAGCAAGAAGGCUGAUAUAAACUGGACAGAUGAUGAAAAAAGAAUCUACAGGGAUAAAAAAAUAGCUCAAACUCAAGAAAUAUUGCAGUAUUUGCUCCCCAUCAUGCAUAGCACUAAAAAUGUGCAAACCACUCAGAUAAAAGAGGUAUUCAACCCAAGAACCAGCUUUCAAAUCCAACAUCAACAAAAGCCAUCUUCUAACAUAAACAUAAGGAAAUGCAGCGCAUCUUGGACACCACCCAGAAAUCUCCCUUUGAUAAGCCAGAGGACUCUUAUAGUAAGCUCUUCAAAAUGGCUCCAGCCUCUGUCCCGAAAGUCAUCUGAAAGUUCGCUGCCUCUUAGAGGGCCCAAGAAGAGGAGAAAAUGUUCUCGAGUCAAGGCCACAAAGACUAAAGACAUGAAAGCUGCCAUCAGCAAAUGGGAGAUGACUCCCUCAAGUUCUGAGAAGGAUGCAGACAAGAGUCUGCAAGCUGAAGGAUCCAGCCCGCAAGGCACUAUGCAGACAGCCUCCCAUCCAACUAAAACUAAGGGAGAGCAGCCAAAACAGAAGCAUGGCCAGCCCACCUUUCACCUGAAGUUGCAGAGGGACACAUAA